Messenger RNA from Cucumis melo (muskmelon), 1297 nucleotides. Its product is annotated as tropinone reductase homolog At5g06060-like. Bases 81 to 767 code for a protein of 228 amino acids. The record is from RefSeq and is a predicted model, not a curated record. The transcript is spliced from 5 exons. Gene Ontology annotation, molecular function: oxidoreductase activity. Lineage: Eukaryota; Viridiplantae; Streptophyta; Magnoliopsida; Cucurbitales; Cucurbitaceae.
UAUAUAAAUGUGAGUGCAACUCAAUCUUGUUUUUCGAAUUUGUGAUUCAAAACUGUUCUCCCCAAAUCUUGAGCGUAAACAUGGCGGAGGCCAGCGACAGUGCCGGAAUACCCCGAUGGUCUCUCAAAGGCUUCACCGCUCUCAUCACCGGCGGCACUCGCGGAAUCGGUCACGCUGUGGUGGAGGAACUAGCAGGUUUGGGCGCCUCGGUCCACACCUGCUCCCGGAACCAAUCGGACCUCAAUCAGUGCUUGAAGGAAUGGGAGGCCAAGGGUUUUGUGGUAACUGGAUCGGUUUGUGAUGCUUCUUCAAGAACCCAAAGAGAGGAGCUGAUACAGGAAGUGGCGUCUUCUUUCAAUGGUACUCUCAAUAUCCUGGUAAACAAUGCGGGAACAAACAUAAGAAAGCCAACUGCCGAGUACAGUUUGGAAGAUGUUUCAACAUUGAUGACAACAAACUUUGAAUCUGCAUAUCAUUUAUCCCAACUUUCUCAUCCUCUUUUAAAAGCUUCUGGAAAUGGAAGCAUUGUGUUCAUUUCUUCGGUUGGUGGUCUCGUGAGCGUUGGAAGUGGUUCCAUUUAUGCUGCAACUAAAUCUGCAAUAAAUCAACUGACCAAAUAUCUUGCUUGUGAAUGGGCCAAGGACAAUAUCAGGGUCAAUGGUGUUGCACCCUGGUAUAUCAAUACCCCUCUUGUAGAAAAGAAAACAAAUGUUGUGCAUGGACCAAGGCAUGUGGCAGUCCUUUUAAUUUUAUCCUCCUUUCUCUGAAAUCUCUAUGAAUGUUAAAUCAAUUCACUUUGGCAACAUUUGAUUCUAUAACUAUUGGAAGUAAAAGGACCAAAAUAAUAUUCAAGCCUACAUUUUGGUCCUGAAAAUUUUUUUUCAUCAACAUUUAGUGACAGAACAUUCUGCAGUUCAUAUAUCUUUUGAGUCUAAAAGUGUCCGUCUUUAUUGCAUGUGUUUUUACCCAUAAACCUCUUGAAUGUUUAACUAAUAACAAGGGUUAUUAUCAUCAUAGUUGCUGAAUAAUAAGACGUUGGUGGACAACAUAGUGUCUCGAACUCCUCUCAGGCGCAUAGGGGAAUCGAAGGAAGUGUCAUCUCUGGUGGCAUUCCUUUGCUUGCCUGCUGCAUCUUACAUUACGGGACAGAUCAUGUCUGUUGAUGGAGGAUUCACUGCAAAUGGAUUUGAACCUGGUAUGAGACUAGACAAAUUGUGAAAAACGCAGUUCUGCUUCUUAUAUCAUUGGGUCAGAUGUGUUUCUUUAAUAAUCUUUUAUGCUAAAUAAUGCGUUUCUC